Vespa velutina is the source of this 1425-nucleotide messenger RNA. RefSeq names its product tetra-peptide repeat homeobox protein 1-like. The record is from RefSeq and is a predicted model, not a curated record. Lineage: Eukaryota; Metazoa; Arthropoda; Insecta; Hymenoptera; Vespidae. The transcript has 4 exons. Bases 109 to 1044 code for a protein of 311 amino acids.
AUCUAGACUCUGAUCCGGAUUCAUCGAACUAUUAAUCCGCUGAUCUGAAAAUAUAAAAGCCUACCGACAUCGCGACCUUCUGAACAGUUGCACUCCGACGCAUGAACAAUGUUGAAGGUUUUGUUAAUCCUGACAAUUCUGUGCGGUUCCGUUUUGACGGAGCAACCUACGGAAGAUACGAAGCAAAGGAAACGAGGUAUCCUGGGCGGUAGCGAUGGAUGGAUCGGUAUGCCGAAUCCAUAUUCCUACGGAAACGGACAACCAUGGGCAAAUAAUCAUAAUCCAUGGAAAAGUAUUAAAUUCGCGAAUAUCAAUUUACACCAUGAAGGAUGGAACGGAUUUGGAAAUUAUGGAAGAGGAAGUUUCGCUUUAGCAUCCGGAACGGGCCAUGAACCAUUAGUGAAGACACUUCCUGUAUAUAUAACGAAACAUGUGGUCUUGGAAAAACCAGUUCCGGUUCCGGAACCAGUUUACAUAGAGAAACCAUAUCAUAUACCGGUAGAAAAGGUGAUUCCGGUACCGAUCGAGAAAAUUAUUCACAAACCGAUACCUGUACCUGUACCAGUUCCACAGGCAGUUCCAGUUCCCGUGGAACACGCUGUACCGAUACCGGUGAAACAUCCCGUAGCAGUGCCAGUUCAUCAGCCUUAUCCAGUACCGGUGAAGCAAGGAAUUCCGAUACCAGUACCAGUUCCGGUUCCAGUACACUCAUUGUAUGCUCCGAUAUUACCUGGUCCAAUUUACGGUAGAGGUUUUCCGGCCGGUCCCUUCUAUCCGUCGUUACACGAUCAAGCGCACUUUGGUCAUGGUCUUGUCGGACACGGUUAUGCUCAUGGAGUUGGUCACGGUUUCGGUUUAGGGCAUGGCUAUGGUGGUCACGGCUACGGUGGUUAUGGCUAUGGUGGCCACGGCUAUGGUAGUCACGGCCAUGGAGGUCACGGCUAUGGCCAUGGCUAUGGGUACGGACCGUAUGGAUACGAUCACGCUCGUCAUUACGGUCAUGGUUUUGGCCAUGAACGUAAAGAAAAACGAAGUAAAAAUUAAAGUAAAAUCAUAAUAGUAGGGACGAUUUACUAUUCUUAAUAUAAUUUCAAUUAAAAUGUUCAACAAGUCUUAAUAGUCUUAACUCUUGCAAAUGCGUACCAAAGUAAAAGUUUAUAAAUCUACAAACGAUCGCUAUCGCAGGUAACAUACUGCAAAUGCUUGAAUUCAUCGCUGAUGCAUACUUUAUGUGAUCUCAAGGAUGCAACAUUUCCGAACUUGACUCGACUACGCGCGAUGAAAUAGCGAUUGAAAUUAGACGACAAUAAUACAACCUUUCAAACUUAAUAAAUAAUCCAAUAAAUUGUUAAGUAAUAAUAAGAACAAUAAAUGCUAAGAUCUUAUUUAUAUUAAUGUAACAUUAAUCUUUUAGCAUAGAAUAAU